This is a messenger RNA of Brenthis ino (lesser marbled fritillary), 384 nucleotides long. The record is from the annotation of a GenBank genome assembly. NCBI's taxonomy places the organism in Eukaryota, Metazoa, Arthropoda, Insecta, Lepidoptera, Nymphalidae.
AUGUCCAUCAUAACUUCGCAACCACGACUAUCAGGAAAUUAUACUUUAGCUUCAAACGAAGAUGUCAUCAAUGAAGAGAACAAUGAUAUAAUCCCAAUAGAAAAUGAGGGUGCAUCUGAUGAACAAAAAAAGAAAAAGGAAAAUAGGAGAAUAACUGAAGAAGAUACAGAAAUAUGUUGUUGCCCUGGAUUAUACUGGAUUGCAGAAUGUUCUGAGUGUUGUUGUGAAAAUAUUGCUGAUUGUUUACACCACUGUUGCGAGGACUCGUCUUGUUGUGAUGGUGGUGGUGGUGAGGUUUCUAACGACACAAGUGCUGUAGGUUGUUGUGAUCUAGGAUGUGGGGAUGAAGGUUGCGGUGAUGGUUGCUGUGAUUCUUGCAAUGAU